GAGCCAGGUCAGUGGGGACUCCAGCCUGGCCGACUCUGCGCUCUGCGCCCCGAGGUCAGGGGUGGGCUCGGCAAGGAUUGGGUCCGAGCCUCGCACCUCCACUGAAACUACCCUGUACCCUUCUUUUGCGGCCCAACGGGCGUGGGAGCGGGACUGCCCAAAGGUGGGCUGGGUUGGGUGGAGGAAGCGGCCUGGAAGUCGUUGCGUGUCCUGAGGCUUUAAGGCACCGGACCCUAGCCUGUUGGAGCUGGCGUCUCCAGGGCCCGCUUUCUCUAGACGGGAUUAUAGCAUGAUCUGCGGGGCCCCAGCGCAUCGCCUGGAAGAGCCCACUCACCCUGGACGAACCCUUCCUUAGCCUCAGACCGUCCUUGAUGAGGAUGACUGAGACAUUAUGGGCCACGCGCUGUGUGUCUGCUCUCGCGGAACUGUGGUCAUUGACAAUAAGCGCUACCUCUUCAUCCAGAAACUGGGGGAGGGUGGGUUCAGCUAUGUGGACCUAGUAGAGGGCUUACAUGAUGGACACUUCUACGCCCUGAAGCGAAUCCUGUGUCAUGAGCAGCAAGACCGGGAAGAGGCCCAGCGAGAAGCGGACAUGCAUCGCCUUUUCAAUCACCCUAACAUCCUUCACCUCGUGGCUUACUGUCUAAAGGAGCGGGGCCCUAAGCAUGAGGCCUGGCUGCUGCUACCCUUCUUCAAGAGAGGUACUCUGUGGAAUGAGAUAGAAAGACUGAAGGACAAAGGCAACUUCCUGACUGAGGACCAAAUUCUUCAACUGCUGCUGGGUAUCUGCACGGGCCUUGAGGCCAUUCAUGCUAAGGGUUAUGCCCACAGGGACCUGAAACCCACCAAUAUCUUGCUUGGAGAUGAAGGGCAGCCAGUUUUAAUGGACUUGGGUUCCAUGAAUCAAGCACACAUUCAUGUGGAGGGCUCCCGCCAGGCCCUGACCUUGCAGGACUGGGCGGCCCAGCGGUGCACCAUCUCCUACCGAGCCCCAGAGCUCUUCUCUGUGCAGAGUCACUGUGUCAUCGAUGAGCGGACUGAUGUCUGGUCCCUAGGCUGUGUGCUAUAUGCCAUGAUGUUUGGGGAAGGCCCUUAUGACAUGGUGUUCCAGAAAGGUGACAGUGUGGCCCUUGCUGUACAGAAUCAACUCAUCAUCCCACAAAGCCCCAGACACUCUCCAGCGAUGCGGCAGCUACUGGCCUCGAUGAUGACUGUGGACCCCCAGAAGCGCCCUCAUGUUCCUCUCCUCCUCAGUCAGCUGGAGGCACUGCAGCCCCCAGCUCCUGGUCAGCACAUUACCCAAAUCUAAACAAAGCAGUGGCCCUUGUGCCUUGGAAAGAGGCUUCUAUCCCUCAUGGGACUCUCCAUCCAUUCUACCUAGGACUGUUUUCUUACGGUUGGAGGCAGAGGGGUGGGGACAUUCAUCUUAGUCCUACGCCUGCUCUUCUGCUUUCUUUCCUUAAAGAGCAACACUUGGGUAAGGGGCCUUACUGAUUGGGAGUGGAGUGGGAGUUGGGAAAAGGGAAACUGAUGGGAAAUGAUACAUGGCUCUGAGCAGGACUGCUGAGCUCACAUCAUGUUCUGCCUCCAAAUCCAGGAGCAGGAGAAUGUAUAGACAGAAGAAUAAAGUAAAAGCAGGUUGGUGUGGA
This is a messenger RNA of Carlito syrichta (Philippine tarsier), 1649 nucleotides long. RefSeq names its product serine/threonine kinase 16 (gene STK16). The record is from RefSeq and is a predicted model, not a curated record. Gene Ontology annotation, biological process: protein phosphorylation. Bases 392 to 1309 code for a protein of 305 amino acids. Lineage: Eukaryota; Metazoa; Chordata; Mammalia; Primates; Tarsiidae. Gene Ontology annotation, cellular component: cytoplasm; Golgi apparatus. Gene Ontology annotation, molecular function: ATP binding; protein serine/threonine kinase activity. The transcript has 8 exons.